Phytophthora sojae is the source of this 614-nucleotide messenger RNA. RefSeq lists its product as hypothetical. Gene Ontology annotation, cellular component: nuclear pore; SAGA complex; DUBm complex. The transcript is spliced from 4 exons. Lineage: Eukaryota; Oomycota; Peronosporomycetes; Peronosporales; Peronosporaceae. Bases 12 to 347 code for a protein of 111 amino acids. The record is from RefSeq and is a predicted model, not a curated record. Gene Ontology annotation, molecular function: transcription coactivator activity; chromatin binding. Gene Ontology annotation, biological process: positive regulation of DNA-templated transcription; regulation of transcription by RNA polymerase II; poly(A)+ mRNA export from nucleus.
UCGCCCGCCCCAUGGAGGAGACGCACGCCGCGCGCCAGCGGCAGGACGAGCAGGUGAAGGCGCGUAUCAGCGAGUGGCUGGUGCAGAGCGGCGAGAAGGAGCGGCUCAAGCAGCUGCUGCGCCUCAAGCUGGUCGAGUGCGGCUGGCGCGAUGAGAUGAAGCUGCACUGCAAAGAGGUGAUCCGGAAUAAGGGCAUCGACCAAGUGACCGUGGAGGAUCUGAUCGAGGAGAUUACUCCGAAAGGAAGAGCGUCGGUGCCUGAGGACGUAAAGAACGACCUGCUGGAGAAGAUCAAGGCGUUCAUCGAGAAGGAGGCGGGCGACGUCAAGUUGGACGCCAGCACGUGAAGCGAAGCGGAUGCCAAGCAGUUUGAAGCCAUAGAGCAGACACGAACUAAAUUCGCAGCCGCCGGCACUCACGCGCGCUGCGGAUGGCUGCCAAGGCGGCGCGCGAUACAGCAGGCAGGAAAAUCCAGCGGAGACCCAUUGACAACUAGCGUACCACAUGGGAUUGCUGUCUGCUUGCCGCCGCUGUGGACGCUUUCUUUCGCGCUCACGUGGACGUCUAAUCCCGAAAGUUACAAAAUCCAAAUUGAAUAUUUGCGGUUACAAUUU